UGACGCCGUGCUGACAUCAAUAAUUGAACUCGACGUUCCCUCCUCAUCGACAGGCACCAAAAAUCGACGGCGCAGAUUAGAGAUCGCGUCACCGGCAAGUCGCCAGGGUUGACAAGAACCGUCUUGAAAGUGUCGUAACAAGUCAACAGCCAAAAUAAGUAAAAUCGCCGACGUGUAACCGCAAGCUUCGUCCUCUUUCGUUUGCACAACGUCAUCCCCCAUCACCCUCGUCCAUUGCUGACUAGGAAACCUCCAAACAGGUAUUGAAACAUCUCUUCCUCAGAAAUGUCAAUCGUCAAUCCACAAAUCCAGGUGUCUCCUUUCAGACGAAACACAUCGAGCGCAACCGCCCAUGCAGCCACUCCUCAUAGCUGUUAAUUCGAGAAGAGGAUACACUUCCAAAGCAAAACCUACUGCAUCCUCUUGGACUCUUUCAUGACUCAAUCGUGUCACUCGCACGCAUCAACCUUCUCAAUACAAGUAUUACAAACUCUCGACAGCAAGCUCAGGAGCAGUGAAACCAUAUGGAGGUCCAAGUUCAAAGAUCCACCAUCUUAGCUCCUCAUGCCCAUCCCCUCAAGGAAGUUCCACUCACCAUAUUCGAUCUCUUCGCCUCCAACAUCAACAUCGCGGUGCUCUUCGCCUUCACCGCGCCGACCCCCUGCAACACCGAGAUCAUCGAGGGCUUGUCGAAGACAUUGGUGCACUUCCCCCUGCUCACGGCUCAGCUCGAUUACAGCCUUCUCCGACGUCGCCCCUGCCUUGUAGUCGGAGGCAAAGGCGGCGGUGCACUGGUGGUGGAAGCAACGGUGGACGCGGACCUGUCGGACUUCCUGCCGCUCGAACCCUCGGCGGACUUCCAUCUGCUGCACCCUCCGACGGAAGAAACCCACCACUUGUUCCAAGUCCAACUCAACCGGUUCAAGUGCGGCGGCCUCGUGGUGGCCACGAUCACUCACCACAGGGUGGCCGAUGGCCAGUCCAUGAGCACCUUCUUCGUUGCAUGGGGAGAGACGAUACGUGGCACGCCCAUCACCUCACUUCCUGUGUACGAUCAAUCAUGGAUCAAGCCGCGAUCCCCACCGAAGUGCGAGUUCCAGCACUGGGAUCUCGAGUUCGUGCGCGUUCCACCUUAUCGUAAUGGUUCAACUUCGAAUCAGAAGGACGAGGAUCCCAGCAAAAUCACAAACAUAUUGCUGCGCUACUCAUCCGAGUUCAUAACCACUAAGCUGAAGCCCAAGACGAAAGGGAAGUACACGACCUUUGAGACUGUGUUAGCCCACCUUUGGAGGAAGAUAACCAUGGCUCGUGGCCUCGAUGACCGGAGGCAUACCAUGAUCCGUGUUACGGUGAACGGCCGACCACGAAUGAGACCUCCGGUUCCAAAUGAGUUUGUUGGCAAUCUGGUCUUGAACGCGUAUCCCGAGUCGAACGUGAAGCUACUCCUCCAAGGAGGCGUAGAGCGGGCUGCCAAGAUCAUCCAUGACGCCAUUCGCAGGAUCGACGAGAGCUAUUUCCAGUCGAUUAUAGAUUUCGGGGCGAUGCACGGAGAGGAUGACCUCGUGCCCGUUUAUGAUACAGAUGGAGACGUGUUAUCGCCCAACCUGGAGGUGGAUAGCUGGCUAAGGUUUCGUUUCCAGGAGGUGGACUUCGGUGGCGGAGGGAAGUUGUGUGCUUUCCUUCCGACUUGGGUGCCUUUCGAGGGUUUGGUCAUCUUCGUCCCGGGUUUGGAGCAGGAUGGGGGUUUAAAUGUUGUUGUCGCGUUGUUUGAAGAGCAUGCUGAGAAGCUGAGGCAGAUCUCUCACUGCUUAAUGUGACGCCGCUAAAGCCCGAGGUUUGCCUGCAUGCCUAGCGAUGAUGGCGGUUUUGUUGCAGGUGGUAUCGUCGUAUGAUGAGUUGAAUGACUG
Messenger RNA from Musa acuminata AAA Group (dessert banana), 1907 nucleotides. RefSeq names its product tryptamine hydroxycinnamoyltransferase 1-like. The coding region runs from base 525 to 1817 and encodes 430 amino acids. The record is from RefSeq and is a predicted model, not a curated record. Gene Ontology annotation, molecular function: acyltransferase activity, transferring groups other than amino-acyl groups. The transcript has a single exon. Lineage: Eukaryota; Viridiplantae; Streptophyta; Magnoliopsida; Zingiberales; Musaceae.